Messenger RNA from Penicillium roqueforti, 831 nucleotides. RefSeq lists its product as uncharacterized. NCBI's taxonomy places the organism in Eukaryota, Fungi, Ascomycota, Eurotiomycetes, Eurotiales, Aspergillaceae. Bases 1 to 831 code for a protein of 276 amino acids. The transcript has a single exon. The record is from RefSeq and is a predicted model, not a curated record. Gene Ontology annotation, molecular function: protein binding.
AUGCCCGAGAUCGUGAUCUCAAUCCUCCACCAAAUGGACAUGCGCACCCUAAUCGCCGCCCAACGUGUCUGUCACACCUGGGCAGAUCCAAUCCGCACAUCACGCUCACUGCAAAAAGCCCUAUUCUUCAUCCCAGCCAGCGAAAACAGCGGGACAGAUACACGAGUCUACAACCCAUUGCUGGCACAAGCAUUCAAAUCAGCAUUUCCAUCAAAAGACCUGCAAAAUAGCAGCAAUGUAGGCGCCAGAAUAGAGGACAUCAAACUCGCUGAAUUCGAUCUCGCGAAAAGCCCGGCUAAGAUGGAGAUAUAUCUCCGGCCUGAAGCGAGCUGGCGCCGUAUGCUGACGCAACAACCGCCAGUCUUCACGGUCGGACGGUUUCGCAAGGGGAUUGGGCAAAUGGGUCUUUCUUGGUACCAACAAAAGGCAGCGCGGCAAGAUGAGGGUCUUCGUAUGGGCACGUUGUUUGAAUUGCUUGUUCAAUUGAAGUGUUAUGAGUGGCAUUCCGGGUUUAUUGCGAUUUGUCUGGGUGGAGCUGAGCCUCUUAACACGCCGCUUAAUAUUGAGGGACCGGCCCAACGUCUCUUCACGAAUGAGAUUAAUAAUGAUUGGAGGGUUAUGACUGCGAACUUUGAUCUCGUGCUUAUGACGAGCUCUAUGAGCACAUGUAUGGAUCCUGACUCGGAUGGUUCCGAUUACACGAAGAGUAUAGGUGAGGCUGUAUGGGAGAAGAUUUGUGAAACCUAUUGCAAGUUGGGAUUGACUGUCACGGAGUUGAAGAUGGAGGAUUAUAAUGAAGGAUCCGCGUUGUGGUAUGCAUGGGUUUAUUAA